This is a messenger RNA of Uloborus diversus, 1018 nucleotides long. Its product is annotated as protein ABHD11-like. Bases 31 to 954 code for a protein of 307 amino acids. Lineage: Eukaryota; Metazoa; Arthropoda; Arachnida; Araneae; Uloboridae. The transcript is spliced from 7 exons. The record is from RefSeq and is a predicted model, not a curated record.
GUCAACUUAGGCAGUUUAAAGGCUACAAAUAUGGUAUCUUUAGCAAUCACCUGUAUUUUGCUGACUUCCAUUCAGUAUGUCAUAGCGAUUCCCGUUCUGGACUCCACAUUCACUCCAGUGGAUCUGGUCUACGAAUGCGCUGUGAAAAGUGAAGUUAGAGGAAAAAACAAAACACCUCUUCUCCUGUUGCAUGGCAUGGGGCAAACGAAGGAGGAUUGGGACGGAACUUAUGAAUUACUAACCUUCAAAACGGGUAGAAGGGUGUGCAGAGCAGACUUACGUAACCAAGGAGACAGUCCUUGGGAUAAUGAAACAAGUGUGGCUGCUAUGACGGAAGACAUAAUCCACUUGUUGGAUACUAUUAGGGAGAAGACAGCUGUUCUUAUUGGACACAGUCUAGGAGGAAAGGUAGCCAUACACGCAGCACUCAAUUACCCCGAGAGGGUGGACAGCAUAAUUAUUGAAGACAUCACUCCAAACAGCUUAGAUCCUCGACUAGUUCAAGGUAUUACGAUGGAUAUAAAGAGAAUAAUGGCUAUGAUGAAGCUGGUUCCCGAAGGCUCGGAUGAAAAACAAGCAACUGCCAUCAUUAUAUCUAUUCUUAGAGAGGAAAUGCUGCAGCGCAAUGUCACAGUGGAUGAAGAACGCCUUGCUCAAGUAAAACUACCAUUGACUUGUAAAGACGGAAAAUGUCGCUGGAAGACGAAUUUUGAUCUCAUCAUACGUAUCUAUGAAAACAAUUUCGAUGAUUUUUGGACACCAAGUUCUGGUAUCUUUGAUGGCUCUGCUUUAUUUAUUUACGGCACAGCAUCUAAGUUCAGAGUCUACGAAGAAAAAGAAAGCAUUCAGAAGUUAUUCCCGAAGGUAAAAUUUGCUUCCGUCGAAGGUGCUGGUCAUACGAUUCACGGCUUUUAUCCACAAUUUGAAGAAGAAAUUCUGAAAUUCUUGGAUUAAGAUUUCCUUUUGUAAAACCCCUUUCAAACUUACGAAUUUCAGAAUGAGAUUAAUAAAAACUAUU